GAUCAGAGCUUGAUUCUGCAGGAGUAGCGUCAACAUGGCAUCCAAAAAGUCCUUACCCAUCAGCGGUACCAUCACUGUCACGGUCAUCGUGGUUGUCCUUGCUCCACCAGCACUGCUCGAUCAGACGGCCGAGUUCAAGGCCACAUUCUUGAAGAAGUGUGCAGAUUUUAAAGUGGACAAACAAACGUAAGUCUCUGUACACUCUCCAUUUAAGGAGGUCUCAUUAGGAAAGUUUGACGUAUUAACUUGUUUCAUUUGUCUUUCAGCUGCGAUUCUAAAUGGUACAUGUUUGAAAAAGCCUAUGUUGGGAAGAAAGAAACAGAUGUCACUGAAACGAGCUAUCAAGAACUCUUUGAUAAGACGCCCUUCACACAGCCAUGUGGCAAAGUAAGCAUCCUCCAUUACACAGCUUUCUCCUGUCAAUUCUAAUGUGUAUGUCCAACAAUAUCAUGUUUACUCUUUUGGGGUUAGAUAAUGUUGUGGAGUGGUUUAAACGGGCUGGCCAACAGGUUCACUAAGAACAGAGACGAUUUUUUCACCUUGGCGGACACUUUGCUGGGACAUGUGUUGGACGGACUGACAUGGUGUGGAAAAAAAGGCAGCAAGGGUGAGAUUCAUCAUUUACAGUCAGUCCAGAGUCUAAACAAUGAAAAUAUACUGAUGACAUACAAGCUUACUUUAUUGUGUGCCUAGCUUGAAAUAAUUGGAAAUUGUCAACGUUGUGACCCUUAGCACCAGGAAUAUUCACUGAUAUCUAUCAGUCAGUUGAAUAACUUUGUAGACUAUCACAGAGAUCGAGUGUAGCUUCACUUGUAAAACCUAAGAUGUAUAAAUAUGUAAUUGAUGUGUUUCUGUCUGCUUUUCUAGAAACCUUUACCAGCGGUUGCAGUACAAACAAGCCAAAUGCUGUCCUUUCAUUCUGGAUUAUGGCUUCUAUCAAGGUAAACCUCCAACAUUCACUAUCAUUCAGUCAGUGAUCCAUGCAACAGCACCUCAGUUCAUUGGAAGAUAAAACCAGCAGGCCUGGUCCUUUUUCAAAAAAGUCUUCGUUUGAACUCUAGUGGGCAACAUUGCACAUUUGAUUUUAACUGAUACACAGUGCUAACACAAGGGAGGUCUAACUUCAUGUACUGUAGUAAGUAAACUCAAACAGGGGUCUAUUUUUUAUUUCUCCAACUCUUAACUGUCAUGUUUUAACAUCUUUAGUUUGCACAAUACACCUGUGGUCGUGUCACGCUGAUGCUGGAUGGUGACCAAGACAAACCAUACGAUGAGAAUCGGUAAGCAGCAAUGCAACUGCAUAGUCAACUUUGACAACUUUAUUGAUGAUAUAUAUGCAAUCGUUCUACCUGUGCUGUACUAAUAAUACUGUACAAAUAUGGGCUUUUUGAUUGAAAGCUCGCAGAUAAUCACAGUAAACUGCAUGUAUUAACAAUGUGAGAUGCAUUGCAAUACAGGUAGACAAACUGCAUUCGUCUGUUUCUAGGUCAUUAUUUUCAACUUCCUCAUUUCUCGACAAUAGGUAAUGAAUUAAAGUUCAGGCAUGACAAUUACAGUGUGGAUGGACUUAAAGGUGGGGUACUCAGGAUCUGAGGAAGUGCCAGUUUUUGGGAGAAAUCUUGAAUGUAAACUCUACCCCUCCCAACCAGUUUUCCCCUCAGCUCCUCCUCUCCCCUCCCUCUCUGCUCCAGCAAGCCCCGCCCACAAGGCAUGACAGUGUGUGAUCAGUGACAUCUGAUGUAACAUUGUGAUGAAUUUGUGUUUUUUUUCUGGGAUUAACCAGAUUACUUUAUUUAUCCCUUUAUUUAUUUAUUGUGUUAGUAUAUUCGGCAAAUAUGAGCUCCCAAAUCUCCAGUCUCCCAGAGUGAAGAGCCUCAAGGUUAUUCUGGUUGUUACUAAGAUUGACGGGUAUGAUUUCACUCACUAAAUACAUUUAUAAUUUUGUUGUAUAAUACAUUAACUCAUACUAUAAAGUGUCAUCUCUUCAUGUCUUUGAUUAAGCCCUAAGUGCGCCCAUAAUUCCCUCAAGAACUUGAGCAACAUCCUAAAAGGAAAAAAGAUCAGCUACUCUUGCUUGGCACUGACUCGGUAAGUAAAGUGUCUAACAUAAUUGACUCUGUGCUCUUUUAUGCUGUUGAAAGACUUUCAUCUGUUUCAUCCUGAUUGUUUGUUUCUCACAGAAAGGACAUUGAGAAGUGCAUAAAAGAAAGAAAAGGAGCCUGCUGGUAAAAGCUGCUGCACUGAGUGUCACGCCACACUGUUGGAGAAGAAAUCCCUCAAUGCAGAAAGAUAAAUCAUUUAUCUUAAAUUUGUUUCAGCUUGUGUAAUGGAACAAUAAAAUAUCUGAGAAAAAA
Xyrichtys novacula (pearly razorfish) is the source of this 2354-nucleotide messenger RNA. NCBI's taxonomy places the organism in Eukaryota, Metazoa, Chordata, Actinopteri, Labriformes, Labridae. The record is from the annotation of a GenBank genome assembly.